Molecule: messenger RNA, 2663 nt
Organism: Neoarius graeffei (lesser salmon catfish)
Lineage: Eukaryota; Metazoa; Chordata; Actinopteri; Siluriformes; Ariidae
Gene: agpat5
Product: 1-acylglycerol-3-phosphate O-acyltransferase 5 (lysophosphatidic acid acyltransferase, epsilon)
Exons: 8
Coding region: 781-1878 (365 amino acids)
Cellular component (GO): endomembrane system; mitochondrion
Molecular function (GO): acyltransferase activity
Source: RefSeq, a predicted model, not a curated record
AAUUUGUGGUCUGUGCAGCUGCGAGUGUAGCGUGACUUUGGUAAAGGCAGAGUAGAUAAGUAGAUUUGUAAGAGUUUUAUUUCAAACUAAUUCCAGCUGGCGGACUUGAGGAUCUCGGCGUGUUAUGAGGGAAACACUGGUGUUAUUUGGACACCUUGCCAUUUGAGUUUAUUGCUCAACUCUGUAGCAUCAACAUUAGCCUCACCUUUGAAACCCCCACUGCGAGUCUAUUCCAGAGUUUACGGUAACCACUAAGCGGAAUCAAAAGCAGCUUGUCCGGUGGAUUUAUACUGAUCUGUUUCUGAUCGAACAAACUUUUAUAAACACGUGUUUUAUUCUGCGAGACGGAGGCGCUGUUCGCGUGUCGGAGGGAUUAAUGAGAGAGUGUGUGAGUGAACUUUUCUAAAGUCGAUUAAAUCAAACCGCUUGUGGUUACCGUAAAGCCUGGUGUAGGGUCGCACUCGGCGGUUUUGACAGUGACAGGCGCAUGCUUGUGCACUGAGUGUCUGGUCAGAAGUAGACUUUGUCAUGUUUUCUGUUCGAGCGCUUAUAUUGUAGCAGCGGUUUUUUUUUUUUUUUUUGAAUGUGCACAAUGACAGGGUUGAAGUGAAACUUUAAAGCAGAGCUUGUGUGUAACCCAUGUGGAGGAGCUGCAGCUGCAGGAUCUCGCUUCCGGACACUGUGGAGAGCCGCACAGCGCCUUUCCGAACGCCCUCUUCACUUCACUUCACUUCGCUUCACUUCUUCACUGCUUGUAGUGUUUGGGUUGUUUUCUGAAACAUGCUGCUGUCGCUGAUUGUGCACACACACUCUCUGCGCUAUUGCAUCCCGGCCGCGGUGAUGCUGGGCACUGCGCCGGUUUACCUGCUCUCCUGGGGCGCAUGGAGAGUCCUGUCCACUGUCCUCCCGAACAGACUCUACCACACUGUGGACGAUCACAUCUACACCGUGUACCAGAGCAUGGUGCUGUUCUUCUUCGAAAAUUACACCGGGGUUGAGAUUAUUAUUUAUGGAGACAUACCAAAGAAGAAGGAGAACAUCGUUUAUCUGUCCAACCAUCAAUCAACAGCGGAUUGGAUCAUUGCUGACAUGCUAGCAAUUCGCCAAAAUGCACUCGGCCAUGUAAGAUACGUGUUAAAAGAUGGUCUGAAAUGGCUUCCGCUGUACGGCUGGUAUUUCUCUCAGCACGGAGGCGUAUAUGUCAAGCGGAGCGCCAAGUUUGAUGAAAAGACCAUGAGAAGGAAACUCCGCUCUCAGGUGGAUGUCGGCGCACCAAUGUAUCUUGUCAUAUUCCCCGAAGGAACGCGCUACAACCCUGAAUUGAAGGAAGUGAUUAAAGCCAGUCAGGCUUUUGCUGCAAAAGAAGGGCUUUCUGUGUUAAAACACAUUCUGACGCCAAGAAUGAAGGCAUCGCAUAUAGCAAUAGAGUCCAUGAAGGAUCACCUGGACGCAGUUUACGACAUCACCGUGGCUUACGAAGGCACGCUGACUGCAGACGGGAAAAGACGCUCUGCCCCUUCGAUGCCAGAGUUCCUUUGUAAAGAAUGCCCCAGGGUGCACAUCUACUUUGAGCGCCUGGACGUGAGAGAGAUUCCUCCAGAGCCGGCCUUUUUCCGCAGGUGGCUUCACGAUCGGUUUGAGGUUAAGGAUAAGUUGCUGACUUCCUUCUACGAGUCGAAGGAGCCCGAUGAAAAAUGCAAGUUUCCAGGAGAAGGUCAAAGGUCACCGCUGAGCCUCGGAAAGACGCUGCCGUCACUGCUGGUGUUGGGUGGCCUCACUUUGCCAGUGCUGUUAACCGAGUCAGGUAGAAAACUUUAUGUGAAAACAUGGAUCUAUGGUACUCUUUUGGGAUGGCUGUGGGUUCAUAUACGACCAUGAAAUUUAAAAAAAAAAAAAAGGAAAAAAACGCACAACAGCCGCCACCACCACCCACUGACAUCCUGCCAGAUCACAUCAGCAUGAGGAGACCGGUGCUGGUUAGAUGCUUUGUGUUUUCAGCCAGCCAUGCUGUCACAUCUUGGAGUGUUCUUUUCCCACGUGUUAGGGCCGAGAGGUGUUUGCUUGAGGAUGACCACAUCUCUCUUUAUUCACUGCAUCUUUUGUCUCAAAGGCUUUGCUUGGUUUUACAUUCUCAGUGUCAUGUCUAUUACGUUGGUUCUCUUACUAAUCUGAGCUGGAAAUAAAAAAAAAAUUUUAAAUAGGGAUGACGUGCUUAUACAAAGGUUGGUGAAGAUGGAUAUUUUUAUUGUGCUCAGUUUCCCAAAUUAUUAUUAUUAUUAUUAUUAUUAUUAUUAAUGGUGGUUUUGGGUUGUUUUUUUUUUUUUUGCUUUUGUUCAUUAAAAUUGUAUUCAUUUAUGAUUUGGCUUGAGUGAGAUUAUGCAAUUUGUUGCUUUUGCAUGACAAUUUUUGUUUACACAUCAGGUGUGCUGCUUUUUUUUUCUUUUUUUCCUUGCUUUUUAUUUUUUUAUAAAUAAAGUUAGGGGUUUUUUUUGUUUGUUUGUUUUUUUCCUUUUCUCUUUGCACAAUUGAUUGUCUCGUACAAUAUUGCCAAACUUCAGGAUACAGGAGUAAUAAAUCUAUUGUCACUAAAUACCUAUCUAAUAAAUAUAUAUGCAGUCAAAUGCAACAGAAGCAUUUCACUGUACUUUAACAUGCAAAAUUAA